AUGGGAGCUGCCCUCUCAACCAGCUGGGGCGCCAUGCCACCCAUCCAAGACUUUUUCCCUCCUACCCCUGCGGUCUACACAGGGAUGGUAACUACGUUCCAACUCUUCCCCGUAUUCACAGUGAUCCAAUGGGGGACAUCAUGGUAUCCAGCUGGGAAAACUUCCAUGACAAGCUCCAUUUUCAACCUCCCCGGUCGACUAGCCUGGUGUAUCAUGGAGAUCGUCGGCCCACUCAACCUGGUCUAUAACCUCUCUCACUCCUCACCAAGCUUCUUCGAGCUACCAGCCCCCAAUCAGCUCGCUGCCGUGCUAUACUGUACACACUACCUGAACCGUGCAAUCAUCUCACCCUUCUUUUCAGCCCCGAGCAUGUCUCCAAUCCAUGCAUUCAUCAUGUUUAGCGCCAUGACCUUCAACUGGCUCAACUCCUCAUGCAUCUCAGGCUGGUUAAGCGGCCUUGCGAUACCGGUUUCGGGAUACCAGACCGACGGCACUUCAGCAAUGGACCCCUCUUCAUUCAGUUUCUUGCUCGUGCAGAUCCUCCCGUUCAUCGGAACAAUUUUGUUCUCUUUGGGCAUGGCAGGCAAUAUCUACUCGGAGACGGAGCUUUUCCGCCUCCGCAGAGAUUCGGCAGAGCAAGGCUCCUCGAAGAAAUCCGAUACCCCAACAACUACCACCGUUGUUUCAGACUCAAAUGGGAAAGAUGGCAAUAAGUUUCAUAAGGUGUAUGUGAUUCCUCCGGCCGAGGGCGUCUUCCGUACAAUCUUGUAUCCGCACUAUGUCUUCGAGUGGCUUGAGUGGGUUGGAUUCGCGCUUGUUGGGACGGCGGUGUUCCCGCUUCCUGGAACGAAUAGGGUUGCCCCGCCCCUUCAGGCUGCGCCGUGGAUCCUCUCUGCUGCUUGGACGGCGGAUGUGUUGGGUAUUCCACUUCCACUUCCAGCGGUACUAUUUGCCAUCAAUGCUGUUGCCAAUAUGCUGCCUCACGCGCGAUGGGGGAGGAAGUGGUACGUUGAGAAGUUUGGGGAGAAGGGGGUUGCUGGACGUGGAGCCGUUGUUCCUGGUUGUACUUGGAUGUAA
This is a messenger RNA of Penicillium verhagenii, 1077 nucleotides long. Its product is annotated as 3-oxo-5-alpha-steroid 4-dehydrogenase family protein. The transcript is spliced from 2 exons. The record is from RefSeq and is a predicted model, not a curated record. Bases 1 to 1077 code for a protein of 358 amino acids. Gene Ontology annotation, molecular function: oxidoreductase activity, acting on the CH-CH group of donors. NCBI's taxonomy places the organism in Eukaryota, Fungi, Ascomycota, Eurotiomycetes, Eurotiales, Aspergillaceae. Gene Ontology annotation, biological process: lipid metabolic process.